This is a messenger RNA of Nerophis lumbriciformis (worm pipefish), 654 nucleotides long. NCBI's taxonomy places the organism in Eukaryota, Metazoa, Chordata, Actinopteri, Syngnathiformes, Syngnathidae. The record is from RefSeq and is a predicted model, not a curated record.
AUGGUGACUUGCUCUGUUUGUAAGAAGAGUUUCUGUAGAAAGGGUGACAUGACCACACACAUGAGAACACACACUGGAGAGAAACCUUUUACUUGCUCUGUUUGUAAGAAGAGUUUCUCUAGAAAGGGUGACAUGACCACACACAUGAGAACACACACUGGAGAGAAACCUUUUACUUGCUCUGUUUGUAAGAAGAGUUUCUCUAGAAAGGGUGACAUGACCACACACAUGAGAACACACACUGGAGAGAAACCUUUUACUUGCUCGGUUUGUAAGAAGAGUUUCUCUAGAAAGGGUGACAUGACCACACACAUGAGAACACACACUGGAGGGAAACCUUUUACUUGCUCUGUUUGUAAGAAGAGUUUCUCCAGAAAGAAACAAGUGACCACACACAUGAGAACACACACUGGAGGGAAACCUUUUGCUUGCUCUGUUUGUAAGAAGAGUUUCUCCAGAAAGGAACAAGUGACCACACACAUGAGAACACACACUGGAGAGAAACCUUUUGCUUGCUCAGUUUGUGUUAAAAGAUUCAGCACUAAAAUUGACAUGACCACACACAUGAGAACACACACAGAUGAGAAACCUUUUACUUGCUCUGUUUGUAAGAAGAGUUUCUCCGGUAAGCGAAAUAUGACCACACACAUGAGA